Molecule: messenger RNA, 1540 nt
Organism: Aspergillus alliaceus
Lineage: Eukaryota; Fungi; Ascomycota; Eurotiomycetes; Eurotiales; Aspergillaceae
Gene: rpt4
Product: proteasome regulatory particle base subunit RPT4
Exons: 4
Coding region: 212-1393 (393 amino acids)
Biological process (GO): positive regulation of RNA polymerase II transcription preinitiation complex assembly
Cellular component (GO): cytosolic proteasome complex; proteasome regulatory particle, base subcomplex
Molecular function (GO): ATP hydrolysis activity; ATP binding; proteasome-activating activity
Source: RefSeq, a predicted model, not a curated record
GGUGACCUAAUGGCUGGUUGCUCCGUAAGCUCCUCUACAACAGCUUGCCGAGCUGAUGAAAGCAUUAAGACCAGAAUACCUCAACGAGCCAUCCUCGGACACCAUCUCAACCAUCCCCGAUUAUCUCUGCGCACAUUACUGAUCUCUCGACCUCACUUUCCACAGUUUCUUUCUUGGAUCGUUUCCGUCGGAUCAUUGGUGUAAUCUCACAAUGAACGGCGCUAGUGACCCAGAGAGAGAGCAGGCGCUCGAAGACUACAAGAAGAGCCUGCUAGAGCUCCGAGAAUGGGAAGCCAAGCUCAAAUCACUCCGAAUGGGAAUUAAGGACUUGCAAAGAGAGUUUGACAUCUCGGAGGAAAAUAUCAAGGCCCUACAGAGUGUGGGCCAGAUCAUCGGUGAAGUGUUGAAGCAACUGGACGAGGAGAGAUUCAUUGUCAAGGCAUCAUCCGGUCCUCGUUAUGUCGUCGGUUGCCGUUCAAAGGUCGAUAAGUCGAAACUGAAACAAGGGACUCGCGUCGCUCUCGAUAUGACAACCCUGACUAUCAUGCGGAUGUUGCCACGGGAGGUCGACCCGCUAGUAUACAACAUGUCUUUAGAGGACCCCGGACAAGUCAACUUUGCCGGUAUCGGUGGUUUGAACGAACAAAUCCGAGAGUUACGAGAAGUUAUCGAAUUGCCGCUCAAAAAUCCCGAACUUUUCCACCGAGUUGGUAUUAAACCGCCCAAGGGUGUCCUUCUUUACGGACCCCCUGGUACAGGAAAGACACUGCUGGCACGUGCUGUGGCAAGCUCGAUGGAGACCAACUUCUUGAAGGUUGUUUCAUCUGCUAUUGUCGACAAGUAUAUCGGUGAGUCUGCACGGUUAAUAAGAGAAAUGUUCGGGUACGCCAAGGAGCAUGAGCCUUGUAUUAUCUUCAUGGAUGAAAUCGAUGCCAUCGGCGGUCGACGAUUCUCCGAGGGUACAUCCGCCGAUCGAGAGAUCCAACGGACGUUGAUGGAGCUCCUUAACCAACUGGAUGGAUUCGAUUACCUCGGAAAGACGAAGAUCAUCAUGGCCACGAACAGACCCGAUACUCUUGACCCGGCUCUGCUGCGAGCCGGUCGCCUGGAUCGGAAAAUCGAGAUCCCUUUGCCCAAUGAAGUUGGUCGCUUGGAGAUCUUAAAGAUCCACUCUAGUACUGUACAACUCGAGGGUGACAUUGAUUUUGAGAGUGUCGUAAAGAUGAGUGACGGUCUUAACGGAGCAGAUCUGCGCAAUGUUGUGACAGAAGCGGGUCUAUUUGCUAUUAAAGACUAUCGGGACGCUAUUAACCAGGAUGACUUCAAUCGGGCGGUGCGCAAGGUGGCGGAAGCUAAGAAGCUGGAAGGCAAGCUAGAGUACCAGAAGCUUUAGUUCAAUAGACGUCCGUGGAGGUGAUAAUACAGAGAUAGUCAUGUUUAGAUAAUAUGCAAUUGGUCCCACGAUUAUGUUCCCUUGAGUGAUUACUCUCCUCGUAGUUUCUUGUGGAAGGCUAGUAAAACCGAGAGAAAGGACAGUAUC